ACCUCGAUUUGGAAUUUUCUUGUCAACAGAGACGCCUUUUGCAAAAUCUUCAAAGAUUAGCAUUAAUUAGUUACACUUUUAGCUUCAAAAUGGCUAAUCUUGGAGUGAAUGAACAUCAUCAAGCUCAGGUUGUUAAUUACAUGAGAUUUACCCGUUAUCAAAGAGGUCAGAGGUUAAGAGCUGUGGAGAUGUGUUUUGAAGAACUCAAGAACAGCAGGUUGGAUGAAACGACCUACACCAUUGAUGAGGUGACGGACAUGUUGGAUGGGCUGCUAUCAGUUGUGAUGGGUGAAGUGGAGGGGGAGUUAGAUAACACUGCUUAUACAAAUGUUCUACUACUGAGGCAGAUGUUUCAGCAGGCAGAAAAGUGGCACCUUAAACUGCAGGCAGAUAUCUCAGAAUUAGAAAAUAGAGAUUUAAUAGAAACUAUAGCAGACUUUGAACAAAAGGAAUUUGCUGGGACAACACGAGACACAGAUUUUAACAGUGUAUUAAAGAAAAUGAAAUUAGCUCCAAUCAAUGAAUCUGGAGGAGCAGCUCUACUACACAUGAAAAUUGAGGAAUUAGAAAAAGAAAAUCUUAAACUCUCAGAAAAAACAAGACAAAUGGAGCAACAAGUCAAAGCAUUAGGAGGAACAGUGGCUGCUAGUGCUGUUACCUCCUCUGUUGCUGGGAGAUCAAAUCAGAAUGAUGGAGAAGUGGAUGAUCUAAGAAAGAAAUUGUCCAGUCUUGAAUCAGAUCUUGAUAGUACAAAAAGGAGCAGUGCCAGUUCAUCAAAUGCAAUGGAGAAAGAUUUAGUGUCAACAAAACAUGAGUUGCUUCGAAUUAGAGAAAUGUUGGAAAUGGCAGAAAAGGAACUUGAGAAGAAAGUCAGUCAAACCAACCCAUUCAAAAAUCUGAAGCAGAUGCUGAUGAAGAAAAACGACCAACUGAAGGAUCUCAGAAAGAGACUAGCAAAAUACGAGAAAGUUGACGAUGUUGAGUAACAUUUGGAUGGUGAGAUCUACAUAUCUGGCUGUUUUAUAUCUGAAGAAAAAAUGGGCUAUGUUUAAAUGAUGAGAGAAUUUUCUUGGAAACCUGUCUCCCAAUAGACUCAGCAAAAAAUUGUACUAGUAUUAUUGUUACUUUUUUCAUAGUAGUUACCUCUAAGAAUGAUUGUGUGGAGGGGAAAAAGAAGGUUGUUUGAUAUUUAGUUAGAGUGUACAGUAACUUGCUUUCUUGAGCAGGAUGAUGCUAUUUGACAGAGGGACUUUUUAAGAAAGUCUUUUAUUUGAUUUUUUUCUGUGAUCAUAGAUAAACUUCAUGCUACGGAGUAUUUUCAGUAAAUUGAUUGUUGUCCAUGAAUUUUGAUGUGUAAAACAGCAUCCUUGGAAUUCCUGUCAAAUUCAGUCAUUGUUUUAUUUAAUAUUUAUUGUCAUAUCUGAGAAAAAUCCCCCCUCUCUGCGAAAUAACCAGAAAGCUCAAACUCAAAUGACAUACUGUGAAAUCACUAUUCUUUGUUGGGGUUUAAUUUUCGAAGUUUUUGAGGUAUGAAGAUCAAAUUCAUGUCCACAACGAAAUUUAAAUGGUUUCACAGUAUUUCCAAAGACUUAAUUUCACAUUCGAUGAACCUUGGGUGAAUAGAAAAUAAACUUAAAACAUGGUGGAAAAUAUCUAAAUUAAUGGUUCAAGUUUUUCAUACAUUGUUGGCUUGUAAAUUCAUUAGUAUGGCAUGUGAUAUCCAUGAAAGGUAGUUUUCUGCAAAAUACACUAGACCCCCACCCCCCAAAAAAUACGACAGAGUACAUGAUAAAUGAUAAGCACAAAACAAAUUAUUAUAUUGUACAGAAAGAAUUUAUUCUUUUUACUCUUAGUUUACUCUAAAGUAAACUAUUCAAUUAUUUAAAAGAAAUAAAACAAGACUGA
Messenger RNA from Saccostrea cuccullata (small rock oyster), 1905 nucleotides. RefSeq names its product leucine zipper transcription factor-like protein 1. Gene Ontology annotation, cellular component: cytoplasm. Lineage: Eukaryota; Metazoa; Mollusca; Bivalvia; Ostreida; Ostreidae. Gene Ontology annotation, biological process: negative regulation of protein localization to cilium. The record is from RefSeq and is a predicted model, not a curated record. Bases 90 to 986 code for a protein of 298 amino acids. The transcript has 10 exons.